AUGAAACGGUAUACUGUGUCUUUUGUAGAAGUUUGGGAUGGAGAUAAAGUAAUUUCGAGCUGGUUUGAUUAUGAGAAAGGUGGUAACAAAAAUGGUUAUGGCAGUAUGGAUAAAGGGGAAAACGAACAAAAGGCAUUGUUUCACAGACUAAUCAGCGAUAUGGUAAUACGAACUGUUGUUGAUCUUCCAGGUAACAAAGUCACCAAAACAUCAAUGGAUCUCAUAGAUGGCUAUGAUUGUUAUUACACAACUGCGGAUGAUUCGAAGGUGAUUGUAUGUUUUGUGAAGGAAGCAGUACCUAAGUUCCUUCCGCUUCGACUAUUGUCGGAAUUGAAGAACUUAAAUAACGACACUGAUGAAAAGCUACAAAAUAAUGUCAACAACCAAUUGGACAAGUUCCAUGAAGAACUCUUGUCGUAUCGAACCGAGGGACAGGAGAUAGGGAACGCAACUGAGGAGGAGUUACAGAAAAUUAUCGCAAUAAUGAACGAUAAUAUCGACAAAUUCUUGCAGAGACAGGAAAGAAUAUCCCUGCUUGUAGAUAAUACGAAUCAAUUGAACGAAAAUAGCUUUAAGUUCCAUCGUAAGUCAUCUAAAAUCAUGAGGAAAAUGUGGUGGAAUAAUGUGAAAUUCUAUUCCAUUAUAGCCUUCAUAGUCAUUGUCAUUAUUGCAAUCAUGUUCUUGAUAUUAUUACACUGA
This is a messenger RNA of Kluyveromyces marxianus DMKU3-1042, 699 nucleotides long. RefSeq names its product Nyv1p (gene NYV1). The record is from RefSeq and is a predicted model, not a curated record. Gene Ontology annotation, biological process: vesicle-mediated transport. The transcript has a single exon. Lineage: Eukaryota; Fungi; Ascomycota; Saccharomycetes; Saccharomycetales; Saccharomycetaceae. Bases 1 to 699 code for a protein of 232 amino acids. Gene Ontology annotation, cellular component: membrane.